This is a messenger RNA of Brassica rapa (field mustard), 10900 nucleotides long. RefSeq lists its product as uncharacterized. The record is from RefSeq and is a predicted model, not a curated record. Lineage: Eukaryota; Viridiplantae; Streptophyta; Magnoliopsida; Brassicales; Brassicaceae.
AUACAUACCAUUUUAUAAGAUGUUUAGUAAAGUCAUUAAAUCCAGCCUGAUAGCUUGAGCGAUUGUAUUACAGCUCAAACGUGAUAUAGAUUAUAUGAUUAGCGAUGGUUUUGAUUUUUUUCAUCAAAUAUUUUGAAUGGGGAUAAGUAUUACCUGAUUUGGUGAAGAUAAUAAAACAAUGGAGUAGAAAAGUUGAUGGAUCCUGAUAAUAUUAAAAGGAAAAAGGAAGACGAGGUGGGCAACAAAACAAGAGUAGAAGCUGCAUGAUUGUGAUGGAUGUUUCACGAACCAUAUUAUAUAUUAUCUUAUCUGUUUCACAUCUUACUAGUAAAGUUCCUUUUUCAUAUUUGACAUGUGAGAUCAAUCAUGAAGAUGCAAACCACCAACCCAUGAUUUAUUACUUCAAAGAAAAUAAUUGUGACAUUAAUAUUUGGAAAUGUAUAACGUCCGAGUACCAUCAAAAUUUCUAACCAAAUACAGACUUUUAAUACUGACAUUUUUCUUGAUCACUGUAGAAAAAUAUUGAAGAUAGAUAGAUUUAUAAAUAAACAUUUAUAUCUCUAUAAUUAAUUAAUAUGAACUUAUGAUUUAGAUUUGAGGGUUGACAUUUAUGAUUUCUUUUAAAAAUUAUUACUUAAAAUUCAAAAAUAUUUUUUUUAAAAUAGUUUCAAAAAGAAUUUUUAGAUUUCAAAACCGAAAUUUGAAAAAAACGAAAAAAGAAAUGAAUAAAAAUUUGAAUUGAAAACAUAUUAUUCAAAAAUAAUAAUAUUGUUUUCUACUAUUUAUUUAAAUAAUUUUUUUUUAUAUUUAUAUAUUAAUAAAAUAGAAGUUGAAAAGUCUUUUACCUCUUUAAUAAAAAAAAUUGAUAAUUUUUCUCCUUGUUGUUCUUUUGUUGAAAACUCAUUUUAGUAUCUUUUUGAUAGAAUUAACCAAAAAAGUAGUUAAAAUCCGAACGUGUUCAAAAAUUUGGUAUCUAAAAAACCGGAACAGAAUCUGAUCCGAACCAAAAUAUUUCGAGUAUCUAAAUAUAUCCAAAUGAGAUUUAUAUACUUAAAUAUAUUAGUUAUUUUUAUUUAAUAUCCGAAUUAUAUAAGCUAUUUUGAAGUUGUCCACACUAUUGAAAAUAUAUAUUAAUAGUCAAAAUUAAAUAUCUAAAAUUGUUACACAAUACUCAAAACAAUAAAAAAUACUUAGAAUAACUAAUAAUUUUUCAUCCGAAUAUUCAAGCCAAACCAAUUUUAUAUGAAGUUUAAGUAUUUUAGAAUAUGUUACUCAAACUUAUAUGGUAUAGAUUUUGGAAUUUUUUAAAUAUAUAUAAACUUUAAUUUUUUAAAAAAUAAUUAAAAUGGAUUAUCAGAACCCGUACUAAAAUCCAAAUCAAGCUCGAACCAAAUUUUAUAAAUACCUAAAUAAAACUGAAAUAUUUAAUUACAAAAAUUUAAAAUCCGAAUAGCUCCGAACCAAAUCCGAAUGAGUACGUGAAUGCAUAUCCCUAAGGAAACUAAUAGAGAGGGAUAUAUUUGAUUAUGAUUAUACUAGUGGCUGAUAUCUUUUAAUUUGGGAAGUUACAUUGCCCGAGCUGUUGAACGACAAAUGGGCCUGGCUAGAGCCGAAACAGUCGACGGAAUAAUUUAUGUCAUGGGUAUGAAUUUUGAGCCCUUCAUGUUAGCAUGUGCUUUUUUUUUGACAAAAGAUCUUAGCAUGUGUUUGUUUCUAAAAUUUGAAACGUAAAAGACACUCGGAAUAACCAAAGCAAAAUAAAGUACACAUUACCGGUUUUAGGUAUACUCGGAUGAAAUAUUUGCUUUAAUCCCUAAAUUUUAAAACACUGAUAUUUAUAGAUCCAAACUAUAUGUAAUCAAAUACUUUUUUUAUUUAUUAAUAUUAACCUAAAAAUGUUUGAAUUUUAAAUUUCAGAUCCGGUAUUGGAAAUACAAAUGCCAUCCAACUAAUAUAACAAUCGAAAAACCCGACAAUAUGUAAGAAAACGAUAUGGAAUUCAUCAUUUGUUAAAAUUUGAGGUAUAUUUGAAGUUUUUGGCUCUUUUUUACCAGUUCGUUAGAAAUGACAUGAUUUUUAAAAAAUUAACUUGUCUAAAAAAUAAGUGAGGAAACUUUACAGUCAAGACCGAUUAUCAUUUUAUCAUCAAUCGUUCUACUGAUUUAGUGGAAUGUUCUCCUCCUCUAGCGCAACAUCAUGAUCUAGCAAAGACAGCUUGGAAAGUAGACACUGCUCCCAAAAUAAAACAUUUUCUGUGGAGGUUAUUAUCGAAGGUCCUACCUUUGAUGGAAAAUCUACGUCAUCGUCAUGUUGUGGCCAACUCCCAAUAUUUUAGGUGUUGUCAGCAUUCAGAAUCAACAAAUGACGUGUUCUUUACUUGUAAUUAUGCUCAAGGCGUUUGGAGACUUUCAGGAAUGCCAUAAGUCCUACUAAUCGAUGAAACUGUUGCUGUCACAGAUAAACUCCGGUUCAUUAUCAACUUUGCUAAUGAUCAAUCUCUCCCUCAUGAAAUCCGUCUUCAACCAAUUUGGAUUUUCUGGCGUCUCUGAAAAGCAAGAAACGAACUACUCUAUGCACAGAAGGUCUUGACGGAACAACUGCUGUUACAACGAGCUCAAAACGAUGUGAAGGAAUGGAUUCAAAUCACAGGACACAAAUUUCAGGUACAACAAACUACCAGUCCAUCAACAUUGUCCUCGAAAUGGAAAAUCCGCCAUUAGGUUGGGUAAAAUGUAACUUUGACGUUGCUCAUCGUGAAGGUAAUAUUCCUUCUCGUCUAGGAUGGAUUAUACGGGGACUUUCCUAAAUAGUGGUAAUGGUGUUUUUGAGGGUCGAACAACAGUUAAAGAAGCAGAAUGUUCCUCCUUAUUAUGGGCUAUACAAUGUUGUUGGGGUUUAGGAUAUCAGCAUGUCAUAUUCGAAGGAGACAACCUUGGCAUUAUGCAGCUCAUAAGUUCGGAAGAUAUCAACAUUAAACUUCAGUCCAUUUCUCAUACGAUUAAUGCUUGGAAAAGUUGUUUUUCUGGGAUCAAAUUUACUCACCAAAAUAGAGAUGGAAAUCGAUGUGAUGAUGUUUUUGCCAAGGCAGAUGCUGUCCAUCUUUUCUUAAACACCGCUACUAAGCCUUCUAAUAUUUCUCAUUCUUGUCCAUCUUAUCUUCAACACAUUGUAAUAACAGAUGCUUAUUAAUAAAAUUUUGGCCGACAAACAAAAAAAAAGAAUAAGUGAGGAAACAGCUUGUCUUAAGUUCCAUAAUUUAUUUUGAAUUUGUUUAGGGUUUAUGAUUUGUUUGUAUGUUAUAGGACUAUACCCUGACUUUUCAAAGACCCGAGCUUGUUUCCUCACUUAUUGGUAUACCCUAAAUAACAUUUAUGUCCAUAUAAAACAAAAAUUACGAAGCGCAUCUCCAGCACUAUUUCAUUUUAUAUUUCAGACAUCACUUUGGAGUAAAAUAUGUUCCAACUCCACUCUAUUUUCAACUCCAAAAUGAAGUAAUGACUAGGAUUACUCCAUUAGUAAUCCUACAUUUACUCCAUUUUGGAGUUGAACUUUUUUAUUUAUAGAAUGCUCUUCUAAAUUUUGAAUGCAUUUAUUUUUCAUAUUUAUAUCAUAUAUGAAAAUAGUAUAAAAUAAAUAUAAUAUUUCAUAAGAGAUUAUUUAAUAAUUUUACAUAAAAUUACAUAAACUAAUAAAAAUAUCAAACUAAACCUUAUAUAUAUUAUAAAUAUAACAUAAAAUAAGUGAUUUAACAAUCCGUUGAAUCAUUUAUGGAAUUUCCUGAGUAUUUUCCAAACGAUGAAAAUGUUUGAUUUUAAAAUUUUCUUGCCCAAUUUAAGAAAAUCAUGGAUAAAGAAACUCAUUAUUCAUUUUGAAAUGAAUUAGUUGAACAUUUGUGAGAAAAAUAUUCAAAUACUCAUUAUCGAACCAAAAUAUUUUAUCAUAUAUAUAUAUAUAUAUAUGAUUUAUUGUAACUUUAAUAAGAAAUAUUUAAUUUAAAUAAAUUAUAUUUUGUGGAUGUUUUAUAAACAUAAGAUAUUUAAGGGUUAAUUGGUAAGUUUUGUAAGUAGAAGGUGUUAGUAACAAUUAUUAAUUAAUUAAAAGUACAAUUUUUUUAGAAUAAUCAUUUUUGGAGUGAAAAUUGAGUAAUACAUUAGAGUAAAACUCUAUUUUAUUUUGGUAUUGCGCUAUUUUAGAGUAAAAUAUAGAAUAAUACAUUGGAGAUAUUCUUACCUGGCCUCGUUUGUAUCUCGUUCUUUUUUAUAAUUUUGUAAAUGAUUUUUGUAAAAGACAAUGACAAUAGUUUAAUUAUAUAUUUGCCAACACAAAUGGUUACGUUUGAAAAACAAAUAGCUACUCUUAAAAAAAAAAAAAACUACUCUUUUUCAUUACUAAAAACAUGUAAUAUAGUUGGCAUAUUGCACUGUGGAAGCAAGCAUGUUAUGAGUCUUAUGGCUAAUGAGACACAUGUGGAUACAGUUUGCUUAGUCCCACCUAAAGUAUUUCUACACGCAUUAGAUACUAGAUGCAGAGAAUAGAGAUUGUUAGACAUACGAAUUGAGAAGUGGUACACCAUGUUGGUGAAAGGCAAAUGGGGAAAUAUAAAACGUGGACAAAUGAGAUGUAGAUAAGUGUUUUGUCUACAGCUAUGAAAAAAAAUAAAGCAAAAUAGCUUUUGAGUUUUCAUGGCUUUCGGAACUCGAGAUGUCCCUAACUAGUUUUCUUCUUUCCCAUCAUCCGUUUUUAAUUGUUCAAAAUUCUUUCACAUCAUCAUCUUCCAAUUUCCGUUCUUUUUCUUGUUUAUUUGUUUGUUUGUUUUAACUCUUAUAUACACGUACAAGUACAAUGCCAAAUUUUAUCACGUGCGAAAGAAUCCAAGGAAUAGUUACUUACUUGUGUUGUCGAUUCACUGCUAAUGUAUAGAACGGGGGAAAAGUUCAAAGUUUAUUUCUAAAACUGAAAUUUUACAUAGUAUUUAUUUCUUUACGAUCAUCUUUUUGCAAUUUUCUUCACGAACAUUUUAACAGUGGUUAAGUUGCAUAGAAUCUUGCAUAAAACGGGAAGCGGAUACUCGAAAGCAGAAUCGCAAAAAUAUUUAAAAAAAAAACAAAAUAGAAAACAGAUAUGUGUUGGAAGCUAGAGUAUAUCCAUAUAUAUAUAUAUAACAUUAAAAUGAGUUUAUAAAAAUUAUGACUAAAGAUAUGUGAUUCAAAAUAAAAUCACUUAUUCAUUUUUAAUAAUUUUAUUCCAUUUAAUUGACUUCAUAUUUUAGUUAUAAAAAUAAUAAUAGGUGUCUGCAAAAUCUCUUAUAAAAAUUAUAAUGCACAAAAUAAUUUAUAGUAUUAGUUUUGAUAUAUGCAUAUUUUGUAUUUUCUCUAUUUAAUACUAUUAAUUUGGAUCUUAUAUGAAAUAAAAACAUAAUUUUAUUUUCUUGCUUAUUCAUCACACUGAAUUUUUAAGAUGGAAGCGUGAUUUCUAAAUGAAUUUCAAGCUUCCAACGUGUUUUAAAAACAGUAUUUUUAAAAACUUAUUGAAUCUUUUAGGAACUUCCACGAGUUUCCAAUUUCGAUUCUGGUUCCGAAGCACGAAACGCACGUCUAAUGAAGCUUCUAUGCUACCUAGCUGCUUACAUCAACAACAAAAACAUUUUAACACUGCUUAAUUUAUCAAACUAAAUAUAAAUUCAACAGAAGAAAUUUAUUUAUAUUAGUAGUGUAAAAAUAUAAAUAUAAUAAAAAUGGAUUUUUAAAAUUUUCGUUAAGGUAAACUUAAACUCAGUCAAUAGUAACUUAAGCUAUUUGACUAACCGAAUAUUUUGGUUAUAAUACAAAUAGAACAUUAUUUUAACGUAUUCUCUUUUAGACACAUGUUUUUCUGUUUCUAUUGAAACUUCCAAAAUUUUAAAUUUCAGUGGAAGAAAAUAAACUCAACAGUGUAAGUUUCAGUGGAAGAAAAAUAAUAAAUUUGUCCAGCAGAAAAAAAAACAGUUGGGAUUUUAAUUGACAGAAACUGUAUCAUAUGUUAAAAUAAUAUCCACUUCGCUUUGGCUAAGUGGUUAACAUGUUUUCGGUUGAUUUUUCUUUUGUGGAUUCAAUUUCUGUGAAAGAUAAAAAUUUAAUUUAACAAGGUUAAUUUUCUGUAGAACCAGAUUCUCAAUGAAAAUUAAGAAUAUGUUAAUGAUUUUGACAUAAUUCUCACUAAUAUUUAACACUUAUUUUAUCCGAUUAUACCUUUAUUAUUUGUAAAUACUUAGUAAAGAAAGUGAGAGUGAGUGAUAUUGUAUGGACAAAAAUGAAACACAACUAUUUACUAUUACCUUACGUAAUGCAAAACACUUGAUAUACUUAUUUACCACAUAUUUAUGCAUUUAAACAGUAAAAUGGAUGGUUAAAAGUGAAUGGUGCUAUCUUAUAUAAGAAUGACAUGAAUUUGUGCUAUAUGAAAUCAUAUUGAUAGUGCUACAAACAACAUAGAAUACAUAAUCGCAGUUGCUAAAAUAGUAUAAAACUUCAAUUCCAUUCAACUUCUAAAUACUAAACUCUACCCGAAUCCCUAAAUACUAAACCCCAAUUCUCAAUUACUAAAUCUAAAUCCUAAUCACUAAAUUCUAAACCCAAAUAUAAUCUAUAUAAUAUUUUAAAAUAUGUUAUUUUUAUAUAUAAAAUAUAGUAUGGAUCAUCUAUAAAUAGUAUGGAAGAUUUAGUCUAUUCCAUUUACAUUAGUUGAGCACUAAUAUAAAAUAAUACAAAAAGAUAUCGCGUGUUAAAUUCCAAUUGAUCAUAUUUCAGAUGUGAAGGAUUUUGUCAACAAUCUUAUUGAUUAAACAAAUUUUGAAAGUUAAAAAACAAGAAACAAAGGUUGAAGAAGUUGAUCCAAUAGAUGUUAAAAGUGUUUUGGUAUAUAAAACAUAAAAUACGUUGAAUAUCACGGUAACUUCUUUUUAGUUAUUCAGUACAUAAAAUACAUUGCAAUUUUCCUUUAAAAAUAGCUAAACGAUAUCAUCUUAAACGAUGACGCCACGUCAAUUGAUCACGGUCAACAUAUAUUUGAGCACUAUUUCAAAAGUUCAUAUAGUUUUUUAAGAAGUUAUAUUCUGGUCAUACUGAAAUACACAUUGUUAUAUAGUUUGUGAAGGGAAAACAUUACAGAAAAUCAUCCAUUUAAAAAAUUAAAAUAACAUAUUUUAUUUUUUUUAUUUAUUUACUGUGAGUUUUAGUGAGUUUUCCCCUACUAAAACUACUCUUAGGUCCUAAUUUUUUUUGGAUAGUUCUCUUUUAAAGCAGAAAACAUUGCAUCCCAUUAAAAAAGAAAGCCCUAAUCUGAUUAUCACAGGGGAUCGAGUUUAUCUUUUUUGGUGUAAUAUAGUUCGAUCUUUGAUCGACUUUUCUUUUGCGUUGGCGAUUUCUGUUUGUGUUUUCAACCCUAAACUGAUAUGUUCUUCAUAUUCUCUUUUUUUUUAUCGGUUUUGAGGUUGAAUUUAAUAAAUUCGCGUUGGCGAUAUCUCUUCGCUUUAGGCGAUUUUGUUAUGUUAACUUUAAAUCCGAUCUCUUUCCUUCUUUGACAAAUCAAUAUACCGAUCAGUUUAUGGAAGUUCUCAUCUUCUCGAUAGAUAAGCUGGAUCUCUUACUCAGAAAAGGUAUCAAUCUUCGCUUCAUGAUAUUAAGGCGAAGUAUCCUUGAGGAUAGGAGAUCGAGAUGAUUGAUUAAGUGGGGGAGACCUGAUGCAGACUCAGAUUAGCUGGAGUUUUCUCGUUGAAAGCGUUAUGGCGAAGUUUUGUGUCUAUCUCCUUGAAGCUUCUCACCGGAUUUCAUCUCUAGCGCGAAGAUGUGAAAGUUUCCAAGAUCGUCGGCGAACACGGGAAGGAGGAACGGUCAAGCGGUGCAACCAGGCGAAGAAAGAGGUUGAUGGUUCUCGGUCCGGUGGCUUUCCGGCAAAACCAGAGCCGUUCUCUUCGGAUCCAGAAACGUCGAUUGCCACACAAGGGUGCAUGUGCCGAUCAUCCGUCAAAGUUUUAUUAUUAAGAAACACGUGUUUUUCUUGGAUCCUUAUCCUUUGUAUUGGGCUUCGACUGGGCUAAAAAUAUGUAUGGAAAUGGGUUGCAGCCUCUUGUAAGUUUGGGCUUCAGCCCAAUUAAUAAAACUGUUGACAAAAAAAAAACCCCUAAUCUGAUUUUAUCCUGAAUACUUGUUAAUUUGGAGAUGCAACAUAUUUUAUUUGUAACUGGUAAAUUAAGAAAGGAAUACAUGGAACCACACCACACAUAAAUUAAGGAUAUGCUUGAGUACAUGGAGCCGCUAGGGUUUGGCGACUCGAAAAGCGAUUUUGAGAUCUGGUCCCUCACCGCCUCCGACGACUCCGCUCCGGCUCUCUGAAACGCAUCUCUGGCAUCUCGGAGCACAAGGGAGACUACACAACACUCCUUGUGCCCCCCCUCGUUCUCUUCCCGCUGACCUCGUCGCUCUCAUCCUCUGGCUUCUUUGCCAAGUUUAAUAAUAUUCUCACAAGAUUUCCCUUACGUUUAAGGCAAGCUUCAGAAACCGUCUUCUAAAAACCCUAGAGCCUCCUUUCAUCUUAUUUAAACCCCCGCGCCUCACAACUCCGAUCCGCACUGCAACCCCCAUAUCUCUCAGAUCCCGGUUUCCUUUUUUUCUCUAGCUGUUGCUAAGUCUCUCACACUUUAUCAUGAGUCAAUCCUCUCUAAUCCGCAAAGGAGGCCCCUCCAAUGGUGAUCGCAGCAUUCAACGUGCAGAAGACGAGAUCAUCCACAUCCCGGAGUGUGAUCUCAAUGAUGUUAAAGAUCGCUUUCGGCUUACACUCAUAGGGCGGGUCUUCCACAUCCGUGGGAGAAGUAUCGAUGCUCUAAUCAAUCUCCUCCCCCGCCCCCGGAUCUGGAACGUGGAAGGGAAGGUCCGUGGCCUGAAUCUCGGAAACGGCCGCUUCCUGUUUGAUUUUGAUUCCGAGGAGGAUCUACAGAUGGUCUUAAACAAACGUCCAUGUCACUUCAAUCAAUGGAGUUUCGCGUUGGAACGAUGGGAACCCUUCACCAGUGAAUCCUUCCCGAACACGAUCCCUUUCUGGAUCAAUGUUACCGGAGUCCCAGUCCACUUCUGGAAUGAUAAUACUUUCACAAGGAUAGCCAACGCACUCGGUACAAAGCUCCUCGUUGAUGACAAGAAGGCGAGAAUCCAAGUAUCUAUUGACGCUGACAAACCACUGCAAUUUGAACGCAGAAUCGGAUUUCCAAACGGAGAUAUUGGGAAAGUAAUUCUUUCAUACGGCGGUCUCCACCGCUACUGCUUUACUUGCAAGCUCAUCUCCCAUGAUGAAAAUACUUGCCCGCAGUUAUCACCGGAGGAAAGGGAGCUCAAGAGGAAGCAAAGACUUGAAAGCCUCAACCCCAAUGAACAAUCAAGACUCCCUCUUCAAGCUCCUUAUGGCGACAACUCGAGGAACCUGCUAAAGAGACCUCGUUCCCCUCCGAAUGGGAGAUACCUCAGCCCAUCGGAAUCCUUACGACACAGUGAUCUUAACCGUGAGGACAAAAGAAGGAAGAGCACGCUCCCAUCCUACUCAACUCGUGAAGCACGGGACACCGGCCUCCAAACCAGAGAUCGCAAAAGCUCAAGUCGACAGGAUAACCGAUACACACACCAGAGAAGGGAGGUGUGGAGUCGUCUGGAAAGCCCAAUCAGAAAGGGAGGACGCAGCUCUAAUUACUAUCCUCGAAGUUCACCUCGCAACGACAAGACACGGUCAAGCUACAAAUCUCACACUGAAUGGCGACCAAGACGCGGCCAGGAGGAACCAAGGAGCAGAAUUAAUAACAACGCCGUGUCUCACCAAGGAGCGAAUGAUCGCACGGAGAGAUCCCGAGCCAUUGUCGACUCUCAAAAGACAAUUACUGAUAACUGUGCGUCCCUGGAAUCAGGAGAAAUAGUCGCAACCCGAGGUUCAGAAGCUGCAAACGAUAAUGCAGAGGAUAAUGCAGAAGACGAAAGGAUCCGCCGUCUCAAAGGUAAAGCCAUCGCAACAGCCACAAGCCCACCGGCCGUCGUCCGCAGGAACUCCACCCUGAGCAUCAGAGAAAAGGCCACGGAGAAAGCUAUGGAGUCACCUCUAACUAUCCGACAAGCCAAAAGGUACGAAACCCCACAAUUGGAACAAAGAGAAAACCUCUUUGCACUUGAGAACGAAAUAGGCAUUGAUCAGGAUUUAGAUACUCCGUUAACUGAUCUUGAGAUAGCUGAGGUAGAAAAUCUAGUUCUUGAAACGGAACGCCUAGAGAUGGCUGAAAAUAGGCUGGCUGAGAAUAGGCAGGCUGCGAGUAUUGAUGAAAAUAUGUUAGAUAUUGAUAAUGAUGAUCUUCUUGGAGAUUCUCCUGACCAUUAUGCAGAAACAAUUGAGGCAAUAUCCCAACUCUCUCCAGCUAAUGCUGUGUACAAGAAAAGAGUAUCUUCGAGACAGCACUCCACACUCCCCAAGGCUGAUGCAACGCUCCUGACCGCAAAACAGAACGCAUCUGGCGCGUACAUCCCUAAAGGAUUACUGAAGAAGAAGAUCCCCCAUUCUCCCGAAAUAAAAGGAGCGAAAGCAUCAAAGAAACUUCAGGUGCUCAACAUCCGUGCUUCCCCAAAGAAGAAGACUGCACCGGGUUCGGUGGUGUCCCAGAAACCACCCAGUAAGAAGAUAUGAGUGCAAUAGCUUGGAACUGUCAGGGUGCCGGAGCCUAUCUGACAAAGCAACAUCUCCGGGAGCUGCACCGCUGUUUUCUUCCUUCUUUUCUUUUUCUUUCUGAAACAAAAAACAAUUACUCUUUUCUUCAAGAUUUUCAGUUUGAGUUUGGUUAUAAUAAAUUGUUCACCGUGGAACCUGAGGGAAGAAGCGGUGGACUAGCACUUUUUUA